Zophobas morio is the source of this 1389-nucleotide messenger RNA. RefSeq names its product translation initiation factor eIF2B subunit gamma-like. Gene Ontology annotation, molecular function: translation initiation factor activity; guanyl-nucleotide exchange factor activity. Gene Ontology annotation, cellular component: eukaryotic translation initiation factor 2B complex; guanyl-nucleotide exchange factor complex. The coding region runs from base 91 to 1389 and encodes 432 amino acids. Gene Ontology annotation, biological process: biosynthetic process; cytoplasmic translational initiation. The record is from RefSeq and is a predicted model, not a curated record. Lineage: Eukaryota; Metazoa; Arthropoda; Insecta; Coleoptera; Tenebrionidae. The transcript is spliced from 12 exons.
CGUUCCAUGCAAGGAGGAAUUCUGAGACUGAGGGUGCUUAUCGUUUACAAUUUAUUCGCAUUAACUCUGGCUUGAAUACGUAUUCAAACUAUGACGCUAGUUAGCUCAAGUAACCUAACAGUUGUUCUCUUUGCUGCAGGCGAAGGACAUAGAAUGAGGAAUUUAACAAAAUUUUUACCAAAAGCCAUGCUCCCUGUAGCUGGAAGGCCUUUGCUUUCGUAUUCUUUGUUAUCUCUAGUACAAGCGGGAUUUCAAGACCUUAUCGUUAUAAUUCAAGAGGAAGAUAUUCAGCUAGCUUCCUACCUCCAAGCUUAUGAAACCAGAGUAAAUCUAACUGUUGUUACCAUUGAAAGAGAAAUCUCAACAAUAGGAGCUUUGCUUAGAGUUUCAAACCUUAUAACGGGCGAUUUUAUUAUAAUGAGCUCUGAUCUAAUAAGCGAUUGCAAUUUUUCAAAGAUUAUUGAUUUGCAUAUGAUUAGCAAUUCCAGUCUUACUAUACUAUUAUCGGAUCUUUCUCGAGAAGAACAAGAACUGCCUUACGAGAGAAGGGAUAAAGCUGCAAGUGAGAUUGUGGUUUAUGACGAAGACACCAAUCGACUUUUGGCUCUUAUAAACGCUGCUGACAUGAACAAUAAAUUUCGUUUGUCGAGAACUAUAUUGCGAAAAUAUCCGAGACUUCGCUAUACCACAUGCUGGCAAGACUGCUACCUCUACGUCUGCAAGCACUGGAUACUCUCUUUUUUAAAGGACUGGAACGCUAUGGAAAGUGUGAAGUGGGAACUCCUUCCCCUGCUGGUUCGGAAACAGUUCAAGCGCUCCCGCUACACAGCCGACAGCACACCAGGCAAUGUAUUUGACUAUAUUAAAGCUACCCGAAGCAGCACGGAGCUGACCGAAGGCGAUCCUCUUCGCUGUUUCCUAUACUUUUCGAGAGUUUAUUCUCGCCGCGUGAACACUAUUUGUCGUUAUUUUGAUGCCAACUUCCAUAUUAAGGAAACCAAAUUUUCUUGUGAAAUUGAACGAUUCGGUAGCUCCAGUGAUAUAAGCAAGCGAACACAAGUUAAAAGCGAUGUCAUCAUUGGCGAAGGCUGUAAAGUUGGGGACCGCUGUUCUAUACGGAACACUGUUAUAGGAAAUCACUGCACAGUAGCCAAUAACGUUAAGAUCAUGAACUCGGUUCUCAUGGACCACGUGACCGUUGAAGCCCACUGUGUAAUUCAAAACUCCAUUAUUUGCCACGACUCUUAUGUAAACUCGAAUUGUAAACUUUUAAACUGCCUUGUGGAGGCUUCCUGUACUGUUGAAAAAAACACACUAAUUAAAGAUGAGUCUAUAGUAAAGAAGACUUUUGCUUGUGAAGCUGAGGAUGAAUGGCCCUCUUUUGUAUAG